Molecule: messenger RNA, 883 nt
Organism: Gastrolobium bilobum
Lineage: Eukaryota; Viridiplantae; Streptophyta; Magnoliopsida; Fabales; Fabaceae
Product: cell wall / vacuolar inhibitor of fructosidase 1-like
Exons: 1
Coding region: 164-706 (180 amino acids)
Biological process (GO): negative regulation of catalytic activity
Molecular function (GO): enzyme inhibitor activity
Source: RefSeq, a predicted model, not a curated record
AACAGCGCCUACAAUAAAAAAAAGGGAAAAGCGAGAGUCACUAUAGCGCAGCUCCUAACUAUAAAAUGGCCCUAGCAGCAAUCGAUUCUAUGGAACAAACACAUCAUUUCAUAUAAUAGCUGAUAGCUUCUAGCUACUAUCAUUCUCUUUCUAACAAUUAACAAUGACAAACUUUAAGCCCCUAACUCUUUGCUUCUUCCUUCAAGCUGUUCUUGUUAUGAUUUCAAUACCAACAAGCCACUGCAGAACCUUCCCUUCAAACGAUGAAAAACUGAUAGAGAACACCUGCAAGAAGACACCCAACUACAAUGUUUGCCUUCAAUCUCUAAAGGCAAACCCUGGUAGCUCUGGUUCUGAUGUCACGGGGUUGGCUCAAAUCAUGGUGAAAGUGAUGAAAGCAAAAGCAAACGAUGCUUUAAAUAAAAUCCAUGAGUUGCAAAAGGUAGGAACUGGACAUAAGCAACAAAGAGCCUUGAGUUCUUGUGCUGACAAAUACAAAGCAAUUCUCAUAGGUGAUAUUCCACAAGCCACUGAAGCUCUGCAAAAAGGGGACCCCAAGUUUGCAGAAGAUGGUGCAAAUGAUGCUGCUAAUGAGGCUACCUAUUGUGAGAGUGACUUCUCUGGGAAAUCACCACUCACCAAACAGAACAAUGCUAUGCAUGAUGUUUCAGCUGUUACAGCAUCUAUUGUUAGGCUAUUACUCUAGUACUAGUAGCUGAAUCCUCUGCUUCUACUAAUUAAUUAUAAGUUGUUUCUGGAACUUGGUAUUUUGUUUUUUUUUUUAAAAAAAAGUUGUUUAAUUUAACGCAGUUGUAGAAUGUUAUGUAUAAAAUCCUACCCUCUCAGUGAUUCUAAUCAGUUUCCAGAACAAUCAAUUUGCUCA